This is a messenger RNA of Capronia epimyces CBS 606.96, 1107 nucleotides long. Its product is annotated as (R,R)-butanediol dehydrogenase/diacetyl reductase. Bases 1 to 1107 code for a protein of 368 amino acids. The transcript is spliced from 3 exons. Gene Ontology annotation, molecular function: (R,R)-butanediol dehydrogenase activity; zinc ion binding. Gene Ontology annotation, cellular component: cytoplasm. The record is from RefSeq and is a predicted model, not a curated record. Lineage: Eukaryota; Fungi; Ascomycota; Eurotiomycetes; Chaetothyriales; Herpotrichiellaceae. Gene Ontology annotation, biological process: butanediol biosynthetic process.
AUGAACGCACACACAAAAACAAUGAACGCCGUCCGCUUCUACGGCCAGCACGACAUCCGACUCGACCAAAUCCCAAUCCCUCCAAUCCAACCCGGCCAUGUCAAGAUCGCGCCCAAGUUCUGCGGCAUUUGCGGCUCCGACCUGCACGAGUACCUGGGCGGCGCCAAUCUGAUUCCCAAAGAAGGCUGUCCACACCCGAUCACCGGAGAGACGCUCCCACUGACGCUAGGCCACGAGUUCAGUGGGAUCGUAGAGGAGGUCGGCCACGGCGUCGACCACGUCAGGCCGGGCGACCGGGUGUGCGUGCAACCGACCAUCUACGACGGCAGCUGUCGGGCGUGCCGGCGCGGCCUGGUCAACUGCUGCGACAAGAACGGGUUCGUUGGCCUGAGUGGUUGGGGCGGCGGGCUGAGCGAACACAUGGUGGUGCCGGCGAGCUGCGUCAAGCCGUUGCCGGACAACAUCUCGCUCGAGGUCGGCGCCUUGAUCGAGCCAUUGGCCGUGGGCUGGCACGCCGUCGACAUCUCGCCGUACAAGAAGGGUGAUGCCGUGCUCGUGCUCGGCGGCGGGCCCAUCGGUCUCGCCGUCGUCCAAGCCCUGGUGGGCCGUGGCUGCGACAACAUCAUCGUCAGCGAGGUCAGUCGCAGGCGGAGAGAGUUUGCCACCCAGUUCGGUGCCCAUCAUGUCAUCGACCCGGUCAACGUCAAGACCGCCGGCGGCUUCGUCGCCGAGGUCGAGCGCUUGACCGGUGGCGAGGGCGCCGAUGUCGGUUUCGACGCCGCCGGGGUCCAGCCCGCUGUCGACACGGCCUUCCAGGCCAUCAAGGCCCGAGGCACCUUGGUCAACAUUGCCGUGUGGGAGAAGCGCGCCACCUUGAAUAUGAAUGAUGUCGUCUUUCGUGAGAGAGGCUAUAUGGGAGUAGCCACCUAUGCCCUCGGCGACUUUGAGGCCGUCAUCCAAGCCAUCUCGAGCGGUUCCAUGAACCCCCAAGGCAUGAUCACCAAGAAAAUCAAGCUCGACCAGGUCGCCGAGGAGGGAUUCAAGACUCUGAUCGACGACAAGGAGAACCAUGUCAAGAUCCUGGUCGAUGUUGGCGCGGGGAUAUGA